Molecule: messenger RNA, 6832 nt
Organism: Megalobrama amblycephala (Wuchang bream)
Lineage: Eukaryota; Metazoa; Chordata; Actinopteri; Cypriniformes; Xenocyprididae
Gene: fbxo41
Product: F-box protein 41
Exons: 13
Coding region: 405-2816 (803 amino acids)
Molecular function (GO): protein binding
Source: RefSeq, a predicted model, not a curated record
CUUUUUUAUUAUUUCCCUGCGCUACGCGACGCGUGUUCGCGCUCGUCUUCUGCUGCAGAGAGUGGCGCUCGUGACGUCAUCCUGCUGGAGCGGCUGCUGCUGGGCACGGGCGGAAAAUGGGCACAGAUCUGCGAGGACGAAAGGUUUCGACCCUGAGGAAGACAGAUUAAGCGCCAGAAAGAGGCCAAACAGCAGUCAAGACCUUACUGAAGAACUAAUUUAAGAACUUGUGACUCAGAAGGAGCAUGUGUGAUGAUCCCCUGUUCCUCGCUCAGCCUGUAGAAAACCCAGCGGGUCUGAGAUGAGUGGUCCUCUGUGGUGCCCGGCCGCUAUCCCUGCUUGCUCUUGGCAGCGCUUGGUGGCGUGAGCAGAUUGCUCCAUCCUGGCAGCCACGGGAGCGUGGAAUGGCCUCUUUGGACCUGCCGUACCGUUGUCCUCGCUGUGGGGAACACAAACGCUUUCGAAGUCUGUCCUCUCUACGCGCCCAUCUGGAGUACAACCACACCUACGAGACCCUGUAUGUGCUGUCCAAGUCCAACAGCGUAUGCGAUGCUGCUGCGUUGCUCCCCCUAGUGGCCGACGGAGCCCUCGCCGCCGAAUCUCGUUUCCCGUACCGCGAGUUGCCCUGCUCUGGCGAAGAGCUUGGCCUUGCCCCCUCGUCUACUACUUGCUACCUGCCCAAUGUGGAGUUUCCCCUGGGUGAGAUCCUGGUGAAGACAGCCAUGAGCUCCGGCGACGCCUUGUCCUCCACAGGGAACAACGCUGUGGCGGUGGCCGCCAACGUGGCUGCUAGCGCGGUGGAGGCGGCUUAUGAGGAGGGCCUGGCUCGGUUGAAAGCUCGAGCGUUUGAGAGGCUCGAGCUGGAUGAGAGGCUUGAGAAGUUGUCGGAGGAGGUGGAGCAAAAGAUCGCGGCACGUGUUGGCCGUCUGCAGGCAGAGCUGGAAAGGAAAAGCUCAGAGCUGGAAAAGGCAAAACUGGAGAGUGAGAGGCUCAGUCAGGAGAAGCAAGACCUGGAGGACAAGGCCACAGAGCUUUCGCGGCAAGUGGACGUGUCGGUGGAGAUGCUGGCCAGCCUUAAGCAGGAUCUGGUUAAUAAGGAGCAAGAGCUCACACACAAACAACAAGAGGUGGCCCAGAUCGACCAGUUCCUGCAGGAAACAGCUGCGCGUGAAGCCAAUGCUAAACUGCGUCUUCAGCAGUUUAUCGAAGAGCUGUUGGACCGGGCCGACCGUGCUGAGAAACAGCUCCAGAUUAUCAGCAGCUGUGCCACCACCCCCAACGGCAGCCUGGGACACUGCAGUCUGCAAGGAUCCAAACCUAAUGGACGACAGAGAAAUUCCAGUAUCUCCGGGACAUCCAGGGGAAUGUACCAAGUGUCCGAUCGACGUUCCUCCCCCAGCACUGCCGCAUCAGGACGAGGGAAGUCUGUGUCCCAGGGUUCAGGAGGUUACGACAGUGACAGUGUGGACCUCCAUGCUCUGGAGGACUGCCCUGAUGCUCAGUACUACCACGUCCAAUGCCGACUUGGGGAGGGAGGCGGAGGAGGAGGAUAUGAAAGGACGGGUGCUUCCCGGAGCUGGGGUCUCCGCAAACAGGCCAUCCAGAACUGGCAACGACGGCCGUACCGGAACAGCACGGAGGGAGAGGAGGGUGACGUGUCUGACGUAGGAUCCCGCACCACAGAGUCCGAGGCCGAAAUGUGGGAGCAAGACAGGAGAGCAGAGCACGGGGGCAACCGUGGAGGAUACAGACUAGCUACAGGUCGUGAAGGAGGAUACAAGCCUUGCCGCCAUGAGAAAAGCCCCUCUAAAGUAAAUGAGGUGAUCAGUCCUGAGGUGCUGAAGAUGCGUGCCGCCCUCUUCUGUAUCUUUACCUACCUGGAUACGAAGACACUCCUGCGGGCGGCCGAGGUGUGCCGGGAUUGGAAGUUUGUGGCUCGUCACCCAGCGGUGUGGACCAGAGUUCUGCUGGAGAACGCUCGCAUCUCCUCAAAGUUCUUGUGCACUCUGUCUCAAUGGUGCACACAGACGCAUUCCCUCAUCCUCCAGAACCUCAAACCCCGGCAGAGGGGGAAAAAAGAAACAAAGGAGGAAUAUCUGAAGAGCACACGUGGCUGUCUUGAGGAGGGUCUGGAGGCUUUGUUGAAAGCUACCGGCAGUAAUCUGCUCAUCCUGAAGGUGUCUCAUUGUCCAAAUCUGUUGACUGAUCGCUCUCUGUGGUUGGCAAGCUGUUAUUGCAGGGCACUACAGGCUGUCACAUACAGGAGUGCAACAGACCCUGUUGGACAGGAGGUUAUCUGGGCUUUAGGAGCUGGUUGCAGAGACAUAAUCUCACUACAGGUGGCGCCUUUGCAUCCAUGUCAGCAGCCAGCACGCUUCAGUAACAGGUGCUUGCAGACUAUUGGCAGAUGCUGGCCACAUCUGAGAGCUUUGGGAGUGGGCGGGGCUGGCUGUGGCAUACAGGGAUUGGCUUCUUUGGCAAGGAACUGCAUGAGGCUGCAGGUGCUUGAGUUGGACCACGUCAGUGAAAUAAAUCAGGAAGUGGCUGCUGAGAUGUGCCGAGAGGGACUGAAGGGUCUGGAGAUGCUGGUGCUCACCUCCACUCCUGUUACCCCUAAAGCCCUGCUUCACUUCAAUAGUGUGUGUCGUAACCUGAAGUCUAUUGUAGUCCAGAUCGGUAUAGAAGAUUACUUUGAAGACCCCAACAGCCCCGAGGCCAGAAAGCUCUUUGAUGAAAUGGUGAACAAGCUGCAGGCACUCAAGAAAAGACCUGGUUUCUCCAAAAUCCUCCAUGUGAAGGCAGAUGGCUUGUGCUAACUCUGCUGUGUUGAGGCCAGAGCCAUAUGAAGGUUCACCGAAUAUUUCAACCUGAUCGAGUCAUUCUCUCCUUGAUGAAACGAGGAAGAAUCAAACACUUCCGCUUCAGUUUGAACCCUAAACACCAGUCUACCACACCAAGACGGGCGCAUCUGUUAGCUUUGACAAGACGCAACCAAAUAGAGGAGCUUGUAAAGAUAAUACGUAACAAACUCUACGAGAAGGCAUGAUUACUUGCCUUGGAUCCCGUUCCAACAGUCAGACCCAAUUCAAAACAAGUUACGAUUAUAUACAAAGGAUUUUUCUCCUACUUGCCAAACGCACUAAACUUUAAAAAGAUCUCAGAGAACAUGUUGUCUCUCUUCAGAGCACAGCGCUACAGGAGGGAACAGUCUCAUAUUCCAGAUUGACCUGAAACGUAAAAUCAAUGUGAAAUCAAAACAGCACAAAUUUAAAAUGCACAUGCGUAAGUUAUUAAUGCGGGAGUGUGUGUUUGUGUGAUCCGAUCGAUUGUUUCCCCAACAUUCAUCAAAGAGGCGCAUUCGUUCAUUAGUCGUCUGGAUGCUUCAACCAGCCAUAUUACUUGGACAGUUUCGACAUAACAUAAUCACCAGCUUCAAACAUGGCUUACCGAGACCCUUCUUUAGGGGAUGCCAUAGAAACUACUAUUACUUGCAGAUAUCUUGUGUCCAUAAGCACGAGUUCAAACCGAAUGAAGAAGCCAAUAAACACCAAGAUCCGCUGCCUCAUUCAUGUCAGACCCUCCCGUAUGUCCAUAACCAAGAGAUUGUUUCUCAUCAUUGGAUCUGUUGUUCCAGACUCAUUUGCAAUGCCUUCUCCAUAAUGUGCCAUCCAUAGUUUCGACGUUUUGUUUUCGAGGUUGAACUUUGCUCAUUCCCAAUGUGCCAUUAGUGAAUAGUGAAUACCCUACAAGGUGUGCACUUAUCUAAAGGGAAUUUAAGGGCAAAUUCACAUAGUGAUGGAUAUAGACCAGCUCAUGGUGCUGUCACCCCAAUCUACGCCUACUGUUUCACCUCAGAUGUCAAUGUCUCCAUCUCUUUCAUCACUUACUGUUCAAACUUCCGAUGGGACUCAGGCUGGUGGAGCGGAAUAGAUCACUUCCCCAUCUGCUCUGUUGACUUCAGAUGGUACUUUGAAGGUAGACACCACUGAAUGGAGAAUUCAGAUUCUGAGUUCUGAAUGUACACACUGCACAAUCGAAUAGAAGGGUGUUCUUCACGGAAUCUAUAAGAACUGCACUUUGGAAAUGUGUGAGUUAGGUUUUGGCUUUGGUUCCUCUGACCUUUAAUCGUUGGAACUAGGACGUACGUUAACAUUAACAAUAGCCAUAUUAGGCUUGUGCAGUCAGACUAGAAAAUGAAAAAUGAUUCUGCACAGCUGAGAUUGAAUUCAAUAUUCAUAGCCUUGUUUUGUCAGGGCCAGCAUUGUGAAGUUAACAUUUUCAUUUGUUUUCAAAGAGAACAGGUUUAUUUACUGGUAUAUUUUUGAUGCACUUUUGAGUAGAUCGCAUGACAUGUCAGGUUUUGCUUUCUGUUUGAAUAUCACUCCAUGGUUAGGAAGACGUUUACUCUGAAAAUGAAUGUUAGAGCGCUUAAAUGGUUUUAGCUAGAAGUCAGUCGUACAAAGAAACUAGAAUAUGCCAUUGUCAUCAAGUUUCUUUUUUUGAAGAAAAAUCAUGCUGAUGCAAUAACACUGAUGCAAGUAAUGGUCUCGACCGCUCUCGGUGCUGUACCACUUACCCAUCAGGCAUUUCUGCUCCCCUUGGCCAGUCUCCGAGCUGAAAUCACACAGUCUAAACGGUCUACUCUAAGUGCUUUAGUCAAGGCGAGCACUUCUAUGGUGCAACGUUCUACUUCCUGUCUUAAAACACAUAAUGGGGCUUGAAUUAGCACGAGUGGAGUAUUCACACAAACUGCCUGAGGUUACUUCAGGAUGGCUGUUCAAAUGAGGCAAUGUGGACCAGAAUGGAAACUACAAGACCAUCUUAAAGAAAGAAGUUGCAGAUGUAGAACAGGGCAACUUAAACACAACCCCACACAAUGACUUUUCGCGUGUACUGGCACUCUUGUCUUCUGAAGACUUAAAAAAAACUCUAUGUAUAUGUUGUUUCUAUAGGAAGGAAAUACAAAACGGUGUAAAUAUUUGAAAUGUAACAAAGAAAGAGACGACCUGAAGCGUUUAGCGGGUAUCCCGUGUGGUGCCCGUACUGACUUCCGGAUUUCAAAGGUAUCGAAUUUGCAGUAUGCUGUGUAUGAUAGAUGCUUUAUAUUGAAUGUGUAUCAGAGUCCUAUAGAGAUGGAAAUAAUUUAAACAGAGUACAGUUUAUUUCAACUAUUUAUUUCUAUAAAAAGAGAUGUCUAUGAUGAUGGCAUGUUUGUGCUAAAGCAUUAUAUAUCAUGUUGCCUUUUCAACUGUUCUGCUGUAGAUGUUAUUAGAUUAUUAGAUCUGAGUGCUCUGGAUUACUGCUUGCUGCCUUUCAUUUUUAGACUGAGCAACCGUUGCACCAUUAUUAUGAUAAAAGGUAACUGCUAAUGUUUAGUAUUAAGCCGUUGGUGUUCUAUUUUGUUUAACGUCAAGCCUUUUUAAAGAAUCUGACAUGUAAUGCACUUUUUUUUAUCAGAGCACUUCCAAUGCUCUGUGAUGGUUGGUUUCAUAUAAUUCAUGUGCAAUUCCUCUUUUCCUAAGCUUUGCACUGGAAGACUAUCAGCUUUCCAUUCAUCAUGUGAUCGGUCCGUUCAAUAGCGUUAGUGACUUUUUAUGAAACCCUUGCAGUGGACUUAUUUGAUGCAUAGCAUUAACCUGCAAUAUAAAAAUAAAUAGUAAUAUAUAUAUAAAUAUAAUUGCUUGGUCAUGUAAAAACAUUCAAUCAUGUUUUUAUUUUUUUUGCUUUGACUUCAGUAAGUGGUGAAAGCGAUGAUGGAUUAAUAGCACUUUGAAUUUGAAAUUUUGACUAAAAGAGAUUCUCAAUUGAUACUGACAGAUUUAGAAAAUGAUUGUAACUUGGAGGGAAGAAAAGGGGUUCGAUCACAGAAUGAAGACCUGAAGCAGUCGGAAAGAUAAAUAUAACUUUUAUGUAAGCAUAACCAUCGUUUCUGUACCACUGAACAGAACUUCUUUAAACAAUCAGUUAUAGUGGUGUUAACUAUUGUUAGGUGCCAGAUGUUGUGACAAUUCAUGUGUAGCUGUAAUUGUAACCAUCAAAUCAAUGACCUAUUAUUAAAAGUAUGUCAAAAAGACAAAUCUACAAACAGAUGAUUUAUUAAUUGUGGAGUAUUAUCAGCUUUUUUGUUCCAAUUACGUUUUGUGGAAAAUAAGACAGAAAUGGCAUUUACAAUCUAAACAGCCAUAUUCAAACUCCACAGCCCUGGAAUGAAUAUAUAACAAUGCGCGUCAUUUAUUUUAUUUUAUUUCUGCUGCUCUAGCCAUAAAUAUGGUAUUCAUUCCUUGAUUUGGCGAUAUUCAUAUAUAUCUUCCUCGAUGUUCAGCUUUGUGCCGUCGUGUUCUUUAGUCAUUGACAUUACCUCUUAGGCUCUCGUUUGAAUGAUUGUAUUUUAUGCCCAUCUGUCUGAACUGCUUUCAUGCAUUACCUCAAACAUCUUCUGGCAACAUAAAUUAAAUUGUGUUGCUUUUUUUUAUACCAACAGAUUGCAUUGAUGUUAUUUAAUGAAUACCCUGCACAUUCUCUGCUGUUGCACAAAAAGGCAAUUCAUCACCCAUAGUUUAAUAUUUAUUGGAAAAUGUUCAUGUUUAAACAAUUUUCUUGCCUGUGGGAACAAGUGACUGCAGACCUUUUUUUUUUUCUUUUCUUUUUUGUUCAUUCGUUGUAUUGUUGUGGCCUGCUUAAUAGCAUUUCUUAUUGUCUUUUCAACCGGUUAUCCCAGUUUGCGAAAAUCUGAUUAUAAGAGUGUGAUGGAAUUGUUUACAUUCCAAAUCUCAUGCCAUUUUGUUCCAGGCAUAUUCUUUGAGUUCUAAUAAAAAUCUGAUAUAUAUACUCA